AUGUAUUACCAAAUCCGUGCUCUCGCUCUCCUGGCCGUAUUUCUGCCCGUGGUACCAGCAGUGAUACUCGCAGCACCAACCCUAACGAUCAAUGGAAUCACAUUCCAAACUCGAGCGCACUGGAUGCGCCAAGCAAACGAGGCAUUGAGCCAACUGAGCGGAUCACCAUGUCCCUUCGCAGCCUUCGGAACAGCUAUAGUAAACCACACGGCUUCGGACAUAGGCGAACUAAUUUGUUUGGGGAUAAACGAGAAUGGGAAGACAGGGAAUCCCUCGCUACACGGCGAAAUCGCAGCUAUCAAGAACUGCACUGCCAUUCUAACCGACCCCCACGGAAAAUUCCGCAUGACCGCAUCCGAGGCACAAGCUGCAUUCGUUGAUUUGACCUUGUAUACCAAUGCUGAAAGUUGUCCGAUGUGCGCCUCUGCGAUUCGAUGGGCAGGCUUCCGAGAAUAUGUCUACGGAACGUCAAUCGAAACGCUCAUUCAGAAAGGCUGGGGGCAGAUUCGGAUCUCUUCCGUGGACGUUUUUGAGGCUUCUUACGACCUUCCGAGUCAGUCGCGUCUGAUGGGUGGUGUCCUUGCUAACGAGACGGAUCCUUAUUUCUUGUGGCAAUAUGAUUCGUCUUACCCGUGUCCUCAUGGCUGUUCGCGUACCAGGGAUGAAUCGAGCUGCCGGGGUCCUUCUGGUUAG
This is a messenger RNA of Penicillium canescens, 693 nucleotides long. Its product is annotated as nucleoside deaminase. The record is from RefSeq and is a predicted model, not a curated record. Gene Ontology annotation, biological process: purine nucleoside catabolic process. The transcript is spliced from 3 exons. The coding region runs from base 1 to 693 and encodes 230 amino acids. Lineage: Eukaryota; Fungi; Ascomycota; Eurotiomycetes; Eurotiales; Aspergillaceae. Gene Ontology annotation, molecular function: guanosine deaminase activity.